Molecule: messenger RNA, 2355 nt
Organism: Perkinsus marinus ATCC 50983
Lineage: Eukaryota; Perkinsozoa; Perkinsida; Perkinsidae
Exons: 23
Coding region: 1-2355 (784 amino acids)
Source: RefSeq, a predicted model, not a curated record
AUGCUAGGGCCGACUGUCAUCAUCGGUCUGGCCUACUCCGUGGCUGUAUUCGUGUUGGGGUCCAGCGAGAUGUCGGGAGGGCACGGCAGUUUCCAACGCCGACUCAAGAUUAGUGAUGUUGACAUUGUCGUCCAGGAUUGGGACAAUGCUGAUACUUUCCCAGAGAGUGUUCUUAUCAGAACGCCUUCAUCGUAUGCGGUGGCGAAGGAGGCGGAUCAGAUUCAAGCCGUUCAGCAGAUCUGCGACCAACCUGUCACUCCGGAGCCUGCUGCGGUUUCGGAUAGAGCCGAGGUUGAUGCUGUUGAGAUUCUCUCACCAUUUGCUUUACUACAAGUAGUUGAUGGUGUGGUAUUGGCAGAAGGCAGAGUUUUCCCUCAGGAGGAUGUGAUGGCUCCUCCUGUAGAGGGAGAGGAGGUUGGGUCGUCAUCGUUGGGGGCCGCUUUCAAGAGAUCUAGUGAUGUUGGGGAAGGAGUGGUAGGGGGAUUGAUUAUGGAAAAAAGGGAGGAGGGUGGCGUUGUUGGUCAGGAUGAGGGAGAGUAUGCGGCGGCGGCGGCCUUUUCGUCAUCGAGUUCUGAAGCUAUUGAUGAAGAUGACGAUAAUGAUGAUGAGGAUGAUGAUGAUUCGACAGUUUCUGUGGGGGGAGGCGAGGAGACCGGUGAAGAGGAGGAAGAGAAGGAGGCCUCUAAGGAGUUGGAUGCUGAGGCUUCGUGUGUCCCCAGUGGGGAGUCGGCUUGUCCUCCUGUUGGGGAUGGUGAUGUGGAUGAGGGCAAUGAGGAGGAGAAGUUGGGGGAGGUCUUCUGGGGGCUCUUUAUCGAUGAGGAGAAGGAAAACAACAACCAGCAGCAGCAGCAGCAGCAAGGGGAAGAGGAAGACCCUCCAAAGGUACAGACUUCUCAGACACAUACGACGAUUACGCCGAAGAGGAGGAAACUGCGGCAGCAUAGGGUCAGCGUUAUAAUCCCCAAGGACGCCUUCAUCCCCACUGAGCUGCGCUACCACGGCCUAGUCCCUCUCAUCGAUGACAAGGUCAGCAGUAGUCUGUUGCCUAGUGGGGAGCUGAGGUCUAGUAAGCUGUGGAGGAAGUGCAAGAGGCAACCGUCGAAGGUCACUGUGAAGGGCGGCAACUGGUUGACGGUUGGCAACGUUGCAAGCGGUUCUCUUAUGGUCACCUUUCCUCACUUGACCAAGACUUACGCGAUAGAGGCUGAUAUUAAAUUUGGGGGGCAGCAGAGGAAUGUGGACCUACCUGAGGAAGUGCUGGCCAUUCUGGGGAUUGAGAAAAAGACUCUUUUAGAGAGGGCAGCGAGGAAGACCGGCAAGAUACUGGGCACGAUCAAGGCACCUCCUCCUCGGGUGUUUGGUUUUGAUCCGACUCGGAAGUAUAUUGGGAAGAAAACUAAAGUUCUAGUGACAAUAGCGAAGUCGACCUCGAUAUCUGGGCCGCAGUUGACAACAAUGAGAGAGGACCUAGGGCUGGCACCACCGAGGAAAGGAUUAGAGAUGGAGGGCUGGCUAAGGGAGGACGGUAUCAUUCUCUCUAAUGUGUUCGCGCCCAUGAAGAGAAACAAGUUGUAUUACGCUGAGAUAAUAAAAGGAACGUGGAUGACGAAGGGCCGACAUAGUGCUUGGGGUAAGGCGAGAGUACGGUAUGGGCAGAAGGUCUCACCUGUUAUGGACAUACAGUUGAAGUUCCCUAAGGGUAUUCCUAACAAGGCAUUCAGGGCUCUCGAGUUACAUGAAAAACAAUCUUUGUGGGCUAAGAGCAACAAGUCGACUAUUCAAAGGCAUAUUGAGGAACUUCGAGAAGAGUCUGAGGCUAAGGGGAAAAUUCCCUCGGAAAUGGCGACGGCGCAGAUAAAGGAUAUUCUGAAGAGAGCUAAUGAGUUGGGCAUGGGCUUAGUUCGCAAGCGCGUCUUGGAAUACGAGCCUAGGAUUUUCGAGGAAAAGAAGGCUCGCAUGAGCACCAAUGACAUAGUGCACGAGUUGAAUAGGAGGAAGAGAGUAUGGAAGAAGGCGGAGAGGAAGAGUGGAGGGGCGCUUACCCCCGCAGAGAGGGGACGAUUCGCCUUAGUCCUAGGUGACAGAGUCGACGCUUAUGAUCCGGACUUCUUGAAUGCCAAAUUUACUGACGACGAGAUGAGCUAUACUCUCGAAAAACGAGUCCCUCCAAAACUUUUGUUGGAAAGAAUCAAGGCAUUCAACAAGCUUAGCAAGGAGGAACAGGCCGAGCAGCUUGCACCGUGGAAGGCCGAGAGAAGGGAGAAGGAAGAGAAGCUCAUCGAGAGGAAGAAGAAGGACGACACCUUCAACGGAUUUGGUAACCCCCGAAAGCACAGAGUUGUCUCAGCUAGAUGA